Messenger RNA from Musca vetustissima, 2003 nucleotides. It is a transcript of the gene Smyd4-3, whose product is annotated as SET and MYND domain-containing protein 4. NCBI's taxonomy places the organism in Eukaryota, Metazoa, Arthropoda, Insecta, Diptera, Muscidae. Gene Ontology annotation, molecular function: protein binding. The record is from RefSeq and is a predicted model, not a curated record. The transcript is spliced from 7 exons. Bases 10 to 1998 code for a protein of 662 amino acids.
AUUAAAAAAAUGUCUUCAACAUUGGGCGAAAAGAAUUAUUUUGCCAGUUAUUAUGUUCAACUUAAAAAUAGUAUUGAACAUUUCGAUGAAGAAGUGGAAAAAAUUGGACAGUGUAAAAAUGAUUUGGAACGCGUACAUUUUGUAGAGAAUUUCAAGGGUCUCAAUGAGGGACAAGACGAAGCCCUACAGAUACGUCGAGAAUUCCGUGGUAAAAGUGCCGCCAUCGCCCUUGACUUUAAGGAAAAGGGUAAUAUGGCAUUUAAGGCCCAAAAAUGGUUGGAGGCAAUGGUAUUGUACACCAAAAGUUAUGUGGCUCUGCCGGAAGAUAAUGUGAACGAAAAAUCGAUUAUUUUGGCUAAUCGUUCGGCGGCGUUGUAUCAUCUGGAGAAAUACGACGAAGCAAUGAUCGACAUAAAGCGGUCACUGGACUAUGGCUAUCCAAAGGAUUUGUUAUAUAAAUUAUAUGAACGUUUAGCUAGAUGCUACAUGGCCAAGAAGGAUUAUCCAAAUACAAUCAAAUAUUUCAAAUUAAUGAUAACGUCCAUGGAUGAUGCCAAAAAUUUACCAGCUACGCGAAAAUCUCAAUUGAAUACGGUGGCCAUGACAAUGAUAAAAAUGUUGGAACGUGAUCCACGUACCAAUAAACAAAUGGAAAUCAGGAAAAAGAAGGGACUACCAGAGGAGGUGCCACUGUCGCUGGCCAUAGCCGAUGAAAAAGAGUUCAUCAGUGAGGCAAUACGUUUCGAUGAAAAUCGCUGUGAAGGUCGUUUUGUUCGAGCUGCAACCGAUGUUAAGGUUGGUGAUGAAAUUCUGGUAGAGAAACCAUUUGUGGCUGUUCUUUUGGAGAAAUUUGCCAAGACUCAUUGCGAAAAUUGUUUCAUAAGAACUGCAAUUCCCGUGGCCUGUCCCAAGUGUGCUGAUGUGGUUUACUGUUCGGAGAAAUGUCAAAAACGUGCCGCCAAAUCUUAUCACAAAUAUGAAUGCGGUAUUUUACCCACAAUCUGGAGUUCGGGAGCUUCGGUGAAUUGUCACAUGGCUCUUAGAAUUUUGACCAGUAGAUCUAUGGAUCAUUUCUUGGAGGUAUUUGACAAGAUUGACGACAAACUUACUGCAGAUGAGAUUCAAAAAAUACCCAAGGAUGAUUAUCGUCGCAUCGCCCAUUUGGUCAGACAUGAAGAUGAACGUACUGCUUCGAAUUUCUUCCAACAUGCAUUGAUGGCCCGUUUCCUAACGAAAUGCCUAAAAGCGGUGGAGUAUUUUGGUGAAAAUCCCAAAGCUGAAGAUAUUCUCAAAAUUGAAUCGAUUGCAUUGAGAAAUUUGCAAUUUUUACAAUUCAAUACCCACGAAGUUGCUGAACUGCACAAAUCUCAAACGGAUGGUAGUGAGAAGACAGCGUUCAUUGGUGGUGCAUUGUAUCCGACAUUGGCAUUGUUCAAUCAUUCCUGCGAUCCCAGUGUUGUGAGAUAUUAUCGCGGUACCACCAUACACAUUAACAUGAUCAAACCCGUUGAGGCUGGCUUGCAGAUAUGUGAAAAUUAUGGCCCCAUCUAUACUCAGGAAACGCGUAACGAACGUCAGGCCAAACUCAAGGAUUUGUAUAAAUUCGAAUGUUGCUGCGAUGCCUGCCUGGAGAAUUGGCCCACAUUCGAUAAGUUGCCCACAGAUGUUAUCCGAUUCCGUUGUGAUGCACCAAAUAAAUGUAAUGCCGUCAUUGAGGUGCCACCGAACUGCAACGAUUUCAUGGUCAAGUGUUUAACCUGCAACGAGAGUACAAAUAUUCUAAAGGGUCUGAAGGUUAUGCAGGAUACGGAGAUGAUGACACGUACCGCCAAACGUCUAUACGAUACUGGCGACUACUCGAAGGCCCUUAAUAAAUAUGUGGAUUUAAUUAAAAUCAUGUCCGAAGUUUUGGCUCCACCUUUCCCCGAUUAUUGCCAGUGUCAACAAUUCUUGAAAGAUUGUUUCCUACAUUUGGGCAAUUUCUAUAAUUUGGAUUAAAUUGG